This is a messenger RNA of Carcharodon carcharias (great white shark), 321 nucleotides long. Its product is annotated as histone H2AX-like. Gene Ontology annotation, cellular component: nucleosome. The transcript has a single exon. Bases 1 to 321 code for a protein of 106 amino acids. Gene Ontology annotation, biological process: DNA damage response. Gene Ontology annotation, molecular function: structural constituent of chromatin; DNA binding; protein heterodimerization activity. Lineage: Eukaryota; Metazoa; Chordata; Chondrichthyes; Lamniformes; Lamnidae. The record is from RefSeq and is a predicted model, not a curated record.
AUGUCCAGUUGCGGUAAAACUAGAGGCAAAAGGCUCGCCAAGGCCAAGACUUGGUCCUCCAGAUCCAGACUCCAAUUCCCCGCCGGUCGUAUCCAUCAGCUGCUGCUCAAGGGUCACCAUGCCGGGCAGGUCAGGGCUGGAGCCCCCACCUACCUGGCCACCUUCCUUGAGUACUUGACGGCCGAGAUCCUCUGGCUGGCCAGCAACACGGCCCAGGACGACAAGACAACCUGCAUUACCCCCCGCCACCUGCAGCUCGCCAUCCGCUACAUCGAGGAACUCAACAAGCUGCUGGGAGGCAUCACCAUAGCCCAGGAGUAG